Messenger RNA from Protopterus annectens (West African lungfish), 567 nucleotides. Its product is annotated as C-C motif chemokine 13-like. Gene Ontology annotation, cellular component: extracellular region. The transcript has 3 exons. Lineage: Eukaryota; Metazoa; Chordata; Ceratodontiformes; Protopteridae. Bases 89 to 358 code for a protein of 89 amino acids. Gene Ontology annotation, molecular function: chemokine activity; CCR chemokine receptor binding. The record is from RefSeq and is a predicted model, not a curated record. Gene Ontology annotation, biological process: positive regulation of ERK1 and ERK2 cascade; chemokine-mediated signaling pathway; inflammatory response.
AGAGCAAAAACAUACAAAGGGACAGACAGGAGUCAGAAAGACAGACCAUCUCUGAGCUGCCUGAACAUUAGCCACUCAUCUAGUGAAGAUGACAAAAGUAACAGCUGUCGUUGUGCUACUGUGUCUUUUCUGUGUCGGAUGCAUGUCUUUGCAUACUGUAAAUUCAACUCCUUCCAAAUGCUGCUUCAAGUUUUCUUCAGUGCGAAUACCUCUUCAACUGAUAGAGAGCUACGUUCAUACUUCGUCUGAAUGCCCAAAUGAAGCUGUCAUAUUUGUAACCAAAAAUGGCAAAGAACACUGCAGAUUUCUUACAUUAGACUGGGUGCAAAACCACAUUAAAAACCUGCGAAAAAACUAGAGCUGGCAUAAAUAAUAAAAAUUAAACAUGUUGUAAAAAUGUGUGCUAAAUUAUUGAAAUUUUUGUUAAUAUAAACCAAAAAGAAUAAUUGACUUUGUAUUUUAGCAAGUUAUGCAACUUGAAAAUAUAACUAUAUGUAUGUUCCAUGAAAUACUGUGCUAAACUGUUCCAGAAUUUUUACAAAAUAAAAUAUGACCAUGAAAAAAAAA